AUGACGGGAAAAGAUUUUACGCUUACUAUAUCAGAUACAGCAGCAACAAGAUCUAUCAUUGUUUUUAAGAAUGAUGAAGACAAGUCUCUAGAACUUAAUAAACAUGUAUUGAUGUUGUAUUCAGGUAGUCCAGGGGAUACCUUACAUUUUGCCGAAUAUAUUCAAAGAAAUGUUAAACUUUAUGAGAUUAAAAAUGGAAUUGAGUUGACACCUAAGGCAACGGCUACUUUUACUAGAAGAGAAAUGGCUAACAGUGUGAGAAGUCGAAAACCUUAUAACGUCAACCUCCUUAUUGCGGGAUAUGAUGUAACAACGUCUUUACCACACCUUUACUGGAUCGAUCAUCUUGGUACCAAUGCUACCAUGCCAUAUGCUGCUCAUGGAUACGGUGCUUUUUACACUUUGAGUAUCUUGGAUAAAUAUCAUCGUCCAGAUAUUUCCCUGGAUGAAGCUAAAGCAAUCGCUAAAAAGUGUAUAGAAGAAUUAAAGACUAGAUUUUUCACGAAUCUUACCGGUUUUAAGGUUAAAGUUAGUGAUAAGGAUGGAAUUCGUGAAAUCGAAAUUUAA
Molecule: messenger RNA, 567 nt
Organism: Funneliformis mosseae
Lineage: Eukaryota; Fungi; Glomeromycota; Glomeromycetes; Glomerales; Glomeraceae
Source: the annotation of a GenBank genome assembly